ACUCGUACGAAACUCCGGGGCUUUUUCAUUUGCAAAUCCAACCCCGGGAAGUCCCAGGGAACUUCACCCUGAUUUUCUAUGAGCACAAAACCAGGCUGAGGCAUUUCAGGGUUCACGUCCCAGAGCCCCAGGAGAAAAGAAUCCGUCAUAAGUGGAAGCGCCCGAGGUUCUAAGGAAAGAGUGAGGCAUUUGGACCCGAAAGACACUGGCAACAACAACUUGGAGGAAGUAUCCCUGUAGAAAUGCCUACCAUUAAUGCUCUUAUGAUUAUACAACUCUGUGUCCUUAUGGCUGCAUUUCCAGCUCAAUAUUUACUUGCUCAAUGGUGUAGAACUGAUUCUACUCAAGGCCUUCAAGUAAUCAAAAGGUUAAUUAGCUCCUGGAACAAUUUUAGAUGGUCAUACCUGAGUCUGAAACCGUGGACCAGAUAUUUAAAAAAUCAGAUGGUAAAAAUGAGGAACUGGUACAAUGAAGAAGAAGAAUUUAGCCAUGCUUACUUUGCAGAACCAACUCGAAUUCGAAGUCCCAGGCCAGAAUUUGUUCAGUUUAACGUGGGAAUGGUGGUAAUACACAAGCAACUUGGCUUUUCAGGAGUAAUUAUUGGUUGGGAUGUAGAAGCCAGAGGUCCAGAAGAGUGGCUAAAACAAAAAUAUCCUCCUGAGAAACAGUAUUUAAGAAAAUCUCCUCACUAUCGAAUUCUAGUCAACAAGUACAACAGAAUUGGUUUAUCUACAGCCUACAUUCCUGAGGAAAACCUUAAAGUUAUUACUGGACAUGAGGUAUUCCAUCCUGAUUUGAAAGUUUACUUCAGCACGUAUGAUGGAGCCAGAUACAUUAUGCAGCCAUGGCUAAAACAAAUCUAUCCUGAUGAUUAAAUCUAUUUUGUUGUAUAAUUCCCUAUCUAAAUUUUUUCUUUAUUGUGACAAAUGGAAACCAGGGUACAAUUGAUAUAGUUUAUUUUUUCUGAAAUAAAUGAAUAUUUAAAAAAAAAA
Antechinus flavipes (yellow-footed antechinus) is the source of this 992-nucleotide messenger RNA. RefSeq names its product F-box only protein 21-like. Bases 243 to 875 code for a protein of 210 amino acids. Gene Ontology annotation, molecular function: DNA binding. The record is from RefSeq and is a predicted model, not a curated record. The transcript is spliced from 7 exons. NCBI's taxonomy places the organism in Eukaryota, Metazoa, Chordata, Mammalia, Dasyuromorphia, Dasyuridae.